Messenger RNA from Camponotus floridanus (Florida carpenter ant), 2707 nucleotides. It is a transcript of the gene Oatp33Ea, whose product is annotated as solute carrier organic anion transporter family member 4C1. Gene Ontology annotation, cellular component: membrane. Gene Ontology annotation, molecular function: protein binding. Gene Ontology annotation, biological process: transmembrane transport; sodium-independent organic anion transport. The coding region runs from base 196 to 2316 and encodes 706 amino acids. Lineage: Eukaryota; Metazoa; Arthropoda; Insecta; Hymenoptera; Formicidae. The record is from RefSeq and is a predicted model, not a curated record. The transcript has 8 exons.
CGAAUAGGCUCAGUUAUCUGGCGUUUAUCCGCGCAAACUAGAGCGGCCGCGGUGUGUGGUGGUGAUUUCUGAGUUACCCGGUAGACAGGAGCCGUCUCGGCGAGCGAGAAAAGACUCGAGGAUCGCGAUCCAGUGGAAAUCGCGGUCCGGAAGUCCCUCCUGCAUCCACGGUCCAAGGUCAAGGCUAUCAACAAUAUGAGUAAAGAUUGUGGAAUAUGCGGGAUUUAUCCCAAGUGGUUGCGAAAUCGAGCCACCCCGAGAACCUUCAUUGCCGUCUAUGGUCUACUGGGCACCGUCCAGGCGAUGGCCUUCAUUUACAUCAUCGUCACCUUGACGACUCUGGAGAAGAGAUUCAAGAUUCCCAGUCGUACGACAGGGUUGAUUCUUUCGGGUAACGAAAUCUCGCAGAUCUUGUCUUUGAUCUUGACCUACUACGGAGGAUCUAGUCAUCGGCCGAGAUGGAUCGCGGUUGGAGUGGGCUGCAGCGCAUUGUCCUGUCUCGUAUUGGCCCUUCCGCACUUCAUAUAUGGCCCCGGGAAGGACGCCUUGGCAUUGACGAAAGAAUAUCUGGAUCAGACCCUGCUGAACAAAACGACCGUCUCAAGCGACCUUACAAUUUGUUUGCGCGCGGAUCAACCCGAACAAUGCGACGCCGAAACUAUGUUGAGCGUCAGCCUUCUCCCGCGACUGCUGGUUUUUAUAUCUCAAUUUAUUCUCGGUAUCGGAACUACUCUUUAUUACGGUCUGGGACAGACGUAUCUGGAUGACAACACGAAAAAGAAAAAUACACCUAUGCUCUUGGCCUUUACAUUUGCUUUACGCACGGUGGGUCCGGCGGUUGGAUUUCUAUUGGGUUAUGCUUGUUUGAGUUUAUACAUAGACCCAAAACUUCAUCCCGUUAUUACGCAAAAAGAUCCGCGAUGGUUAGGCGCGUGGUGGCUUGGAUGGAUCAUUCUCAGUAUUACAUUGGGCAUAUUCGCCGUUUUGAUCGCUAUGUUUCCACGCGAUCUUCCCAAAUCGAAAAAUAUCCCAAAACAGGAUGGCGAAAUACCUUUGAAGCAGGAUAUAAUACUUCAACAGAAAUUGCCGAUACAGAUGGAACCUAUGAAGCCGAUUCCUCUAGAGGCUGAAUACGUACCGACUAUCCGUGAAUUUCCAAAGGCUAUGAAACGAGUGUUAACUAACUGGCUGUUAACUUGCAAUAACUUAAGCGCCGUAUUUUACAUACUCGGCGCUUCGGCCUAUAUCACGUUCUUGGCGAAGUAUCUUGAAGUACAAUACGGUACGUCUGCGGCUGGUGGUACUGUGAUAGCAGGUCCCAUAUCACUAGUUGGGAUGGUAUUAGGAUUCUUAUUAUCAGGAUUAGUAAUCAGCAAGUUCAAACCGGGUCCCAGACUGCUCCUCGGGUGGAACGUACUUGUCGGCAUUUGCUUCGUCGCAGGACAAGUGUCCUUUAUAUUUUUCGAAUGCACGGACGCUGGAAUUCGCGGCAUAGAUUUAAAUACCAUGCAAAUGAACUUAACCGCUGGUUGCAACGCCGAUUGCAACUGCGCGAAUGUGAAAUAUUCGCCGGUUUGUCACGAACCAUCCAAGACGACUUUCUUCUCCGCUUGCCACGCGGGCUGUCGAACGAUCCUGGACGACAAGCUGUUCGGCAACUGCAGUUGCCUGCCAUUAGGCGAACCGGAGCAAGUCGGAGGCUACUUCGAGUAUCUUAGCUCUAGUAAAUCAUCCUUCAUUCCAGACCAACAGAUGCACGUGUUGGAUUCGCAGGCGUUCCCCAUGAUUUUUGACAAGGUCAAAGCCGGACCAUGCAUCAGUGACUGCAAAAAGUCGUAUCUGUUGUUCGUAAUACUUUCUUGCGUGAUCCAAACGCUGGCUUGUUCCGGCAAGAUCGGUAAUGUCCUGGUGAACUACAGGAGCGUUGAAAAGAGGGAUAAAAGUUUCGCUACAGGCGUCGCGCUCAUGAUCGUUUCGUUGUUUGCUCUGAUUCCGGGACCGAUUAUCUACGGAGCCAUCAUCGAUUCGACUUGCCUAAUAUGGGAGGAAUCCUGCGGAACUAGAGGAAACUGUUGGUUCCAUCAUCGGGAGAACUUUCGAUACUUGGUGAACAUCUCGUCGGCCGGAUUUUCCAUGAUUGGAGUACUAUUUGAUGCUGGGGUUUGUUAUCUCGGCAAGAAUGUGGACUUAUAUGGCGCCGCGGAAAAUGACAAGAGACGCGAAUUGGUGAAGGAAGAUGUCACGAUUGAUAACGCGAAGAAGAAAAAAGAAGCCAAUGGGAAUUUGAAUCAGAGGAUAGAACAUGUUCAUUUAUAACGCUUGCUGCGGUCAAAUAGGGUUUUAUGUAUUUUUAUAGGUACCUGAAAUUUAUGUAUUCCGGGUUUUCUGACUCCGACGCUGAACAUUCCAACGAUUUUUAGAUAAAACAAUGAUUCCAUUAGACAGCUAAUCGUGUAAAUAAUUACAUGUGCAUCUUAAGAGCUGCAUUCUAGAAGAUCGAAAAAGGGAAGCUAGGUAUACAGCUAGGUAUACUGUUGUUGCAACUCUAUUGAAACUCUGUCUUUUAUUUGAAAAUCAUGCUUGUUCCUACUUCUUUGUAAAUAAAUUAUGAAUAUUUUUAUUAUAUGUCAUACUUUUCAUGUUUUAUCAUGAUCUAUCAUCAGAUAUUGUCAUUCUUUUUUACACAAUAUUUAAUUCUGACCUUUUA